This is a messenger RNA of Penaeus vannamei (Pacific white shrimp), 782 nucleotides long. The record is from RefSeq and is a predicted model, not a curated record. NCBI's taxonomy places the organism in Eukaryota, Metazoa, Arthropoda, Malacostraca, Decapoda, Penaeidae.
GAGAAUUUUGAAUCUUCGCUCUUUUGACAUGCCUUUGUUUAGCGACAAAGCUGUCAGCGAGAUGUGAACGAAGCGCAUUCCUUCCGGACUUGCCCCCUGCAGACGCUCGUAUGAAUGACAGGACUGACAGGGCUGAGUCCAUAGUAAGCUGGGAAUAUGAUGAAGUAACUGACGUAUCAGAGGGAAGCCAGUCUCAGGCCGAGCCACAGUCUUACCACUUACAAUAUAAAGUGGCAGACACAACAGCUUUAUUAUCAAACAGAUCCGUUGAAAGCCAAAUAACCUCACUAUCAGGGAGUUUGAAGGAUUCCCCCGCAAAGGAGUCUGAGCCACCAAUCACCAAGAUGGAUCCUGCUGAAAUUGCUGCCAUGAGUGAAAAUGAUUUCGAGCCAGAAUUAGAAGAGAAGGGUGGUGAGGCCACUCAAUCUGCCUCUCAUGAUGGCCAAUUGGAUCCACCGUCAACUAGUGAUGGGGGUGGUACCUCUGGUGGUGGUGGUGAAGAGGUGAGCGAGCUAAAUGGGGAGGAGGACCAGGUAGAGGAUCUGGAUGAGAAAGACACUGAAUAUCUGCCAGGUCCCUCUCAUGCCCCCCCUCCCCCUCACCUUGCUCCUACCUCGCCCCACCACCAAGGCCACCCCAUGUUUCAAAUAGGUGACGAAACGGAUGAGGACGGCAAUGCAGAUCCACCUGCCAUUGGUGAAACUGGUGGACCUGGAUCCAGGCAGCCAUCCCGUCUAAUCCAACAGCCGGGAGAUAGGAGGAAGAUCGAGGAAGAACGAUGA